Molecule: messenger RNA, 231 nt
Organism: Candidula unifasciata
Lineage: Eukaryota; Metazoa; Mollusca; Gastropoda; Stylommatophora; Geomitridae
Source: the annotation of a GenBank genome assembly
AUGUCAGACAACAUAGAUGAGGACAAAAAACGAGACGAGAAGGUCUAUGGAGGAAUUGAGGAUGGUCAUGAAUUUAUUGUCAAAAGAGACCACGCUCUCACUUCUGGAACUAUCAAAGCCAUGUUGAGCGGCCCUGUGCCCUAUACAAACUCAUCCACGGAAAUCCCAGAGUUCCCGAUCGCCCCAGAAAUAGCAUUGGAACUACUCAUGGCUGCAAAUUUUGAUUGCUAA